CAUCCAUCCCCUCCUUCCACUCCAAAUCACAAACCACUCCUCUUCAUCCUCGCCCUCGCGGCUCUCAACAAACCCAAUAACAACAAUGGCCCUCCACGCCGCCCGAUCACCUCUAAUCUGCCCCUCCACCCCCUCCGACCCCGGGCCCGGUCCCACCUCCGCCCCCUCCAUCGCUGUCGCAGCAGCGGCCGCAGCAGCACACAAACAAGCGCCGCAAUUCACGCUCAGCUCCCUUAACUUCUCCGAUCUAUCCUCCGACCCCCUCCAACAAUUCCGGUCCUGGUACCUCUCCGCUCAGGCAGCCGGCGUGGUGAGUCCCGAAACGGUGUGUUUGAGUACCGCCUCGUUACCGAGUGGACGGGUGACGAGUCGGUAUGUUUAUUUGAAGGAGAUGGAUGGACGGGGGUUUGUGGUUUAUAGUAAUUGGGGGACUUCUCAAAAAUCGAAAGAUGUGGCGGUGAAUUCCUGGGUCAGUCUAGCGUUUUGGUGGAGGGACCAGGAACGACAAGUCAGGAUUGAGGGACGCGUGGAGAAGAUGAGUCAGGAGGAGAGUCAGAAGUAUUUUGAUACUCGCGCGAGAGGAUCGAGGAUCGGGGCGUGGGCGAGUAGGCAGAGUGGACGGAUUGAUGGGAGGGAGGUGUUGGAGGGGUGGGUGGCGGAGGUCGAGGAGAGGUUUAAGGGGGUGGAUGAGAUUCCGUGUCCGGAGUUUUGGGGAGGGGUGAGGGUAGUGCCGGAACGGGUGGAGUUUUGGCAGGGUAGAGAGAGUAGGUUGCAUGAUCGGUUUGAGUAUGUGAGGAAGGGUGGGGAGGAGGGAGGGAAGGAGACGGAGGGGAAGGAGACGGUGGGGAAGGAGGAGAAGGAAGCAGAGGUGGGAGGGGAGUGGGAUAUUGCGAGGUUGAGUCCGUAAGUUGGGCUGGGAGAAGCGCCUUACUCGCUGGUGGUUGAAAGGGGACAGUUUGGAGAGGAGGAGUUUUGAGUUUUGGUUUUUGAUAUGGAUAGGAAAUAGCGAGGCUGAAUUUAUGAUCUAGUGAAAAGGUCUCAAUCGGGGCGUUUUGGGAGAUGAAUUCUGCUUUUUUUUUGCAGGCAUUUACAAAGUCGGAAGCGUUACGAGCUAUAAGGAAUCGUUCAGACGUAUACUCUAUUAUUUAUUAUCCCACACGUUACCUGGGUGGGUGUCCUGGCGUCAAUUGUUGUUGAUGGCAACGACCCCGACCGGAUUAUCUGCAGAUGAUCGGAUAAACAUAAGGCCGAACUCGCUUCCGACGCCGAGAUGCGCUGAAAGGGCAAUAUCCAUCCAGAUACUCAAGAUCCCCAAACCUCCCAGCCC
This is a messenger RNA of Pseudogymnoascus destructans, 1327 nucleotides long. RefSeq lists its product as uncharacterized. Bases 86 to 907 code for a protein of 273 amino acids. The record is from RefSeq and is a predicted model, not a curated record. Gene Ontology annotation, biological process: pyridoxine biosynthetic process. Lineage: Eukaryota; Fungi; Ascomycota; Leotiomycetes; Thelebolales; Thelebolaceae. Gene Ontology annotation, molecular function: pyridoxamine phosphate oxidase activity; FMN binding. The transcript has a single exon.